Molecule: messenger RNA, 2735 nt
Organism: Centropristis striata (black sea bass)
Lineage: Eukaryota; Metazoa; Chordata; Actinopteri; Perciformes; Serranidae
Gene: mlc1
Product: modulator of VRAC current 1
Exons: 12
Coding region: 193-1410 (405 amino acids)
Biological process (GO): regulation of response to osmotic stress
Cellular component (GO): cytoplasmic vesicle; endoplasmic reticulum; plasma membrane
Source: RefSeq, a predicted model, not a curated record
GAGGGAGAGAGAUGGGGAGCAGAAGGAGCUGCAGACAAAAACAAGCUGUCUUCCUUGUGGUGAUUUGAUCACAGUUGUUGAAGGAUACUUUUGUUGGACAAUAUUUCUGCAAGAGACUCAACAACAGAGGCCGUAAUCCCCACUCGGCGUUUCCCAUCCCAUAGUUGAAGCUAACCACCAACUGUUUCAGUGAUGCAGUGUGAGGAGCUCUCGGCCAGAGAGGAGUUCACCUACAGCCACAUGCCCACUCUGGAGAGGGGCGGUGGGUCGCUGGGACGACGGGUUGACAGGGGAACGGAGAGAAGGCCAGACAGGGGGGAGCGGUAUAGGCCCGAGCGGGACAGCUACACAGUGGACGUGAGGGCCAGUGACCUGCAGCUGGCCCAGCCGGAGCCUCUAAAGCACCCCUGCUUCAGCUACAGGGCCUGGCUCUACAGUGUCCUCAUAGGGGGCAGUCUGCUCAUCACAUCUGGUUUCUCUCUGUACCUGGGAAAUGUGUUUCCUGUUGCUAUGGACUACCUGCGCUGUGCUGCAGGCUCUGGCAUCCCUGCAGCCAUUGCCAGUUUUGCCAUUGCCAAGAACAGACAUGUUGCAGUAUCAGAUUUCCAAGUGGUCUACGUGUCAACAUUUGCUGUGACGACUACCUGCCUGGUUUGGUUUGGAUGUAAACUGGUCCUGAACCCUUCUGCUGUCAAUAUCAACUUUAACCUCAUUCUGAUGAUUUUGCUGGAAGUGUUGAUGGCUAGUACUGUCAUCCUGUCAGCUCGCUCUGCAGAAGACUGCUGCUGCCACAGGAAGCCGGUGACUUAUGACAGAUCUGUGAUUCAAUCGCCUGCAGUGUUCCCCACUCGACUCCUUAAAGCCUAUUCUGUGAUUGAAGUAAUCGUGGGAAUUUCUGCUGUAUUCGGAGGAAUAAUUGCACUCAACAUGGAUGCUUUGCUACCUGGUCCCUACUUGUCUGUCACAUUUUUCUGGAUCCUUGUUGCUUGUUUCCCAAGUGCUAUUGCCAGUCAUGUCGUCUCAGAAUACCCCAACAAAUGUCUGGUGGAGGUGCUGAUUGCCAUCAGCAGCGUGACGUCUCCCCUGCUCUUUUCAGCCUCCGGCUUCCUCUCUUGCAGUGUGAUCAGCUUUAUUGAAAUUUUCCUGCAUGAAGUGCCUACAGCCAAGCAAUCCUACGACAUCCUGCUGCUGAUUCUGAUGGUGCUGCUGCUGGUGCAGGCAAUUCUAACUUCAGCCACUGUGGUGCACUGUGCCUCCUACAAGAGUCAGCUCCGCAUGGGGGCUCCAGAGUGCGAUGACGGCAUGCAUACCUCGACACAUUACUUUGAGCAGCAAGCAGCCAAUGGAACGCUGCAGGAUUUCGACAAAGACAGAGCCUGGAAGGCAGUUGUGGUCCAAAUGGCCCAAUGAACAGUCCUACAGUGCACAGAGAAGUUUGAUGAGAAGUGGAAAAAGGAAGAAUAAAACAAACUAUGUAAGCAGAAGAGUACAAUCCUGAGACAGAACACACUGGAAGGAAGAAAAGGCAGAAAAGAUAGAGAUGGUGAGAUAUCGAGGGAAAGGGGGGAGGAGAUAAAGAAUGGAAGGGAAAGAAACCAGAGAGGGGAAAAAGGUUUGAAAGAAUGUAAGGCAGAGAAUAUGGAUUCUACGGAUAUAGAUUUGCGUAGAUAAUGAUUUUAUUUCUAUGUUCUGUUAUGUUUUUUUUUAAAUAAUUACUGUAUGUUUACUGUAGUGAGCAGGGAAUUGAAUUAUUAUCUGUAGGGUAAUAAGUAUCUCCACUUUGCUACCAUACAAUGAACAAUCAUAGGAGUCAAUGUUUAGAAGCAGAAAAAUGGUCCAGAGUACCCAGGCCUAAACACAAAGUUCUAUUCAUUCAUUUCAUUAUCCGUAACCGCUUAUCCUAAUUAGGGUCUCAGGGGCUGGAGCCAAUCCCAGCUGACACUGGGCGAGAGGAGGGGUACACCCUGGACAGGUCCACACAGUUCUAUGAUGUCUCAAAAUAUUUAGCUUUAUAAAAAAUGUAUUCUGGAUUUAAUGGAUGAUGCCGUUUUGGCAGUAUCAUUGUUGAGGUACAUACAAAAUAUCUAACUCAAUGCACGGUUUGGUUUAUUUUUCUUUUUUUGUAUCACUACAAAAAGAAUGAUCUAAAAUGAGAGAUCUAUGCACUUUUGAUACUUUUCUUACACAGCUUGUAAUGUCUUUUCUACCACCUGGCACAGGCUCAGUUUAUUCUAAUGUAUCAAUCUGUCACAACUUGGUGAUGUUGUGAAACAGCCACAUACAGCAGAGUUUUCAUAGAUGAAAAAUAUCCUCAAAGACUUUAUUCUCUGAUUUUCUUUCCAAGUUUUGCUCAGUAGUUGAUCUCUUUGUGUCUUCUUGUACAGUGAUGUGAUUGUAGUCAUAACAACUUAUUACAAGAGAAUAGAUCCACCCGGAUAUUGCAGAUUAACUGAUGUAUAUAUUUUUUAACUGAAUUUCUGUUUCAUUUAGAAUGUUGUGUAUAAUGUUUCAUGGUUGCUCUUCUUUUUUUUUCAUGUUAAUUGUAGGAAACUAUCUACAGAUCAAAUAUUAUUGGUAAGCUCACAGGCAACAAAUACAAACUUUGACAUUAAUUACCUGGAUAAUUACCUGGAUCUAGUUUGAAUCUUGGUUUAAGAUGUAAGGCUGUGUUGUUGUUUAGACUUUUGUGUAUUUAUAUAUCGAUGUUUACUGAAAAAAAAUCUUUCACACCCCUG